AGACAUUCACGUGCAUACCUCCACGUACCUGUUAACACCCUGAGGAAGAAGCACCUGUUCACGGCCCCGUCAAAACUAGACACGGAGAAGAAGCAUUCAGUUGUUAUGCAACACGUACCUUGAACAAACCUCCUGUUAUAGAAACACUGUUGCGGACGUACUGCAGUGUACUGUGUCCCUCCUUCACUGCUGCAAUGACACAAAGAGAAGAGAAAACAUACCAUCAGUGUUAGUCAUGGUGGAUUAUAAUAUGAUGCUAUGGCGAACAAGAUGGAUAUCAGCAGAGCCGACGGAGGCUCCUACACGGAUAAUCUCAUUGGGACUUUACUUGCUCUUUUUGGAAAUGUGCUUGUCAGCAUCUCCUUAAGUAUUCAGAAAUACAGCCAUGUGACAUUAGCAGGAACCAAGGACCUGCGUGUCUUCUACCGCACUAAAACCUGGUGGUGUGGUUUUGUUCUGACUUGUCUUGGGGAGGGAGCCAACUUUGUUUCCUAUGCCUUUGCCCCCCUUGCUCUCGUAGCACCUCUAAACGCUGUGUCUGUCCUUACUAGCUCAAUUUUGGGUCUUAUUUUUCUGCGCGAGAAAUCGAAGCCAAAGGACUUUGCGAAGCGCUAUGGACUGUCCUUCGUGGGCUGUAUUCUAACCAUAGGAGGAACAUACCUCUUUGUAGCAUUUGGACCAAACUCUCAUGAAAAACUCAAAGCAGAGAACAUUGUGAAGCACUUUGUAGGAUGGCCUGUUCUCUUGUAUCUGCUCCUGGAGAUUAUCACAUUCUGCCUGCUUUUAUACUUCUACAAACGGCGCAGUGCUAACUACCUCGUUAUUAUUCUGAUGCUGGUCGCGUUACUGGGCUCGGUCACAGUAAUCACAGUGAAGGCGGUGUCAGGCAUGUUGGUUCUUACCAUCGAGGGCAACAUGCAGCUUGACUACCCGAUCUUCAGCGUCAUGUUUGUGUGCAUGGUGGCUUCAGUGGUCUUCCAGGCCAGAUUUCUCUCCCAAGCUUGUAAGCUGUAUGACUCCUCUCUGAUUGCCAGUGUCAACUACAUCCUCUCCACCGUCUUUGCCGUGGUAGCUGGUGCUGUGUUUUACUUGGAGUUUAAAAAUGAAGACGUCCUUCACAUCUGCAUGUUUUUGUUGGGAUCUGCAUUCUGUUUCUUUGGGGUCUUUCUCCUCACCAAAAGCAGGAAAAGGACCAAGACCUUUGAGCCAUAUGUCACUAUGGAUAUGGUUAAUGGUGUCCCAACUAUUCAUGACAAGGGCCUGGUUGUUCAGCCUGACUCCAACAGUGCUUUCUCCUAUGGAGCUCUGGUCAACAACGAUGGAGUGGCUCCUGCUACUCUACCAGUCAACCUGGAACAACCACCAGUCGGCUCCAGAUCCACCGAUGCAUCUCAUGGCCUGCCUGACCUAAAGAAAGAUUAAAACCAAUAUAGAUAUUUUUUUUUUUUUUCUCCUUCAUUCAACUAUCUACAACAUUCAAGGACCUUGAAAGGUUCAGUUCUUUUAACAUAUACACAAGACCAAAUCUAAGCCCAGUAGGAGGUGUCCACUGGGUGUUUGACUCUGCCUUUACACUCCUAUCUACAUGCUUUCCUUUCUGAAAUCUCAAAACCAAAACGUGAUCUUGAGAAGCAUUCCUUUUUUUUGUGAGAAGAUUACAGUUGUAUUCAUUCCAAAAAUGAACGGAAGAGACCUGAAGCUGCUGGAUGUUGUGGUGGAAUCACAAACGUGUGCUUAAUAUGACCGCAGAGAUGGUGUUGUGCCUUGAAGCUUACUGCCAUCACUCUGUGUUAGCUUUGAAAUGUAAGGACUCACUUCCAUGACCGUUAAGCAAUUUGUUGCUCAUUAAAGGGAACCUACAGGGAUCUGUUCUUCCGAGGAUUGUGUAGUUACUCCUCAAAUCUCGUCAAAGUUAUAUAACGUAGCUGCAGACUUGCCAAUGAACAUUUUGUCUUUAAAUAUCUGCCUCUAGCUCUCUCUUACUGUAUAUGAGCGGUUUUAACUCCACAAUUUUGCCUCUCAUUUUUGGAAUUUCAUUGUAUUACUAUUUAUCCUGAUGUGACCAAACAAUGGGUGCAGAUGUUCUAAUUUAUUGUAAUGUAUUUAUUAAUUUUAAAGUUAGCUUUUAGUGUGCCUUAAACAGUAACUGUAUACUGGAUCAAUUACUGUAAGGUGGUGCAUAACUCAGGUAGGUGAGUAAAGCACCACUGUAGCAGUUAUAAAAAGGCAAGUGUAAUCUGUCAGUGUGUAUUGGAACAAAAAAUAUGAAACCUUUUAAAAAAAAAAAAAAAAAAAAAAAAAAAAAGGUGAUAUCACUUUGGAUGACUCAAAUAGAAGAGAAAUGCACAAAUAUUUAAAUGUGCACUAUAAGUAUAAAUAGUUGAUCUACUGUAGAAAGCAAAUGUCUAAAUUUAGUUUUUGGCUAAAUGAAUUUUGUUGCCCCUUUAACCUGAUGCCUAGAUGUUUCUGAUGACAAAUCAAGAACUAAAACUAAGUGUAACCGAUGUGAUAGUGGAAUCACUAAAUAACUCUGUUACAUAAGUAUGCAGUUAAUGUUGCAAAAUGACCAUUUUGUUAUAUUUUUCAAAUGUUACCUUCCCAUUAAAAUUUUACAAGCUAAAAGAUAAUACAGCAAUAAGAGAAUAGGCAUUUUAUUAUUUAAUACUUGCUGUGUAUGGCUGAAUAAAUUGGAUACGCUCCACCUCUACAUAUGUAGCAAUACAUUUCUACAGUGUUAAUAAAGCAGAGAGCCUUGCCACAGUA
Perca flavescens (yellow perch) is the source of this 2763-nucleotide messenger RNA. It is a transcript of the gene nipal3, whose product is annotated as NIPA like domain containing 3. Gene Ontology annotation, cellular component: membrane. The transcript is spliced from 13 exons. Lineage: Eukaryota; Metazoa; Chordata; Actinopteri; Perciformes; Percidae. Gene Ontology annotation, molecular function: magnesium ion transmembrane transporter activity. The coding region runs from base 259 to 1422 and encodes 387 amino acids. The record is from RefSeq and is a predicted model, not a curated record. Gene Ontology annotation, biological process: magnesium ion transport.